This is a messenger RNA of Nerophis lumbriciformis (worm pipefish), 2630 nucleotides long. RefSeq names its product enolase 4 (gene eno4). Lineage: Eukaryota; Metazoa; Chordata; Actinopteri; Syngnathiformes; Syngnathidae. Gene Ontology annotation, biological process: glycolytic process. Gene Ontology annotation, cellular component: phosphopyruvate hydratase complex. The record is from RefSeq and is a predicted model, not a curated record. Gene Ontology annotation, molecular function: magnesium ion binding; phosphopyruvate hydratase activity.
ACAGCAAAGGCUAAAAACGAUCGGGCGAGACAAUGUCUUAUCUUGUCAUCUCUGAAGAGGAUCAGAACUUCGGCCACACCAAAAACGCUGCAGCUGACUUCUACCGGGCCAACAAAGUCCCCGAGGAGCUGGAGUGCGCCCUGGCCGAGGCUUUCUUUCAGAACCCGGAGGACGUCAACGGUUAUUUGGCAAACUAUUUCGCAAAGCUGUCACCAGCACCACUAAUCAGCAGACUGAAUGGAAAAGAGGUCUAUGAUUCACGAGGGCAACGGUCUGUUGAGGCUGAGGUCUACUGCAUUGCCUGCAAUAAAGAAGAGGGAAUUAUCAUGUCCCUACAAAAAGCAACAUAUGAAGAGACAACUUCUACUUUACUGUCCAGAUUGUCUCCACAGGACUCAAGGACAGCCUCUGCUACGAUUUCCAGCCACUUAGGACUGACAACAAACAUUGAAGAGAGGGAACAGCAUGUGAUGAUUGCUGUCCAGUGGAUAACUGAACCUCUUAACAAAAUGCUAGAAAAACACAACCCCUGUGAUCAGGCUGAAGUUGACCGUAAACUCAGUGAAUUCCUCAUGGCCCGAGACCUGGAGGAGAAAGAAAUCAGGAACAAGGAGAAGGAGGAGAGUCUUUCUGCCUGUGAACCAGAGGUGGAACUUGCAUCAUCUCCACUUGAGAAGAAGAAAGAAAAGAGGCCUGAUAAAAGACUUGAUCUUGGGAGUUUGCUUUUCCGGGAUGCAACGGAAAGUUGGCACGGGCGAGACGGGAAUGAAGAAAAAAAAGGCAACGUUUCAGAGAAGCCAUUUUGUCCGGCAGAGCCACCUGAACCUGUGUUACCUGGAUGCUUGGCCAUUGGCUCAGUAUCCCUGGCUGUGGCCAAAACUGGUGCCCAAAUAACAGGCACCCCACUCUACAAGUACAUCCGAGGCUUAAAGAACACAGUGGAUAAAAGCACCUUUCACAUGCCUGUCCCACUGGUGACUUUACUGAGCUGUGGGAAGACUUCUACUGGAAAACUGAAGUUACUGGAGGAGGUCAUACUGAUCCCAAAAGUAGGAGACCAACUCAAACAGAUCAUCACAAUGGCAAUGCAGUUACAGCAAGAAAUGAUGAAAAUAGUGAACACUUCAGCAAAAAGUGGGACCACCCAAGCCAUUCUGAGGGACAGUGGAGUGAUGCCUGUGAGCUUCGAUCGCCCUGAACAGGCUCUUGAUCUGAUCACUGAAGCCUGUAGUAAUCUGGAACUGGAACUGGGAGUAGAGAUCCAUUUGGCGGUCAACUGUGCUGCACCCAACCUAAUGGACUAUACCAAAGAAAAAUAUGAGAUUGCAACAGGAGUUUUUAAGUCUGCUGAUGAUUUAGUGGCCAUGUAUACAACCCUGAUUGGCAAAUAUGCAGCAGUGGUGGCUUUAAUCGAUCCUUUCAGGAAGGAGGAUGUAGAUCAAUGGGAGAAGCUCAGCACUUCAGUGGGAGACGCGUGCCUGCUGCUCUCUGACAUGACAUUCAAGCCACAGGUUCCGCCCCUUCCUGGAGUCAAAGGUCGCCUCCUAAAACACAUCAACGAAAUAACUGUAAGCGAAUUGAUCCACAUCACUGGAAAUGAACAAGGAUCACUUGUAUUGGGGACAGUCUGCAAUGAGGCCUGCAGUGACGACUCUCUGUCAGACAUAGCUGUGGGUCUGGGUAUGGACUACAUCAAGGUAGGAGGUCUGAGGUGCGGCGAGAGGAUGUCCAAAUACAACAGGCUGCUUUCUAUUGAGCAAGAGCUGACACAACACGGAAUCCUGGAUUAUCAGCUGCAUUGUCCUCCAUGGCUUCCUGCUCCAUAUGUGGCAAGUUGUACCCUAUGCGCAGUCUGGAGAUGCAUGCAAGUUUCUAUGAACAGAGUCACCAAGGAGAAUCAUCCCCCGCCACUCUUUAUUGAAAGAGUACAGGUUGAAACAGUAGAGGAGUAACAUCACCUUUAUUCUACCGUCCUUCAUAUAACUACCAUUAAUACUGUUACUGUCGCAAGUACGCAUCCUUUAUACUGUAUAGAAGAUGAAGGCAUAGAAAUACGAUGUACCUUUGCUCCUUCCUACUUAUCUAUAGACAUGUAGAGUUGUGUCAUGUAAAACCUGUGACGUACUUUCUUGUAACUUUGCCAAGCAUGUCUUGAACAAAAAAAAAACUGUCAUAAUGUCAGGCAAUCAAAUGUAAAAUGGAAUCAAAACGUAAUGUUUCAAGUCGACCAUGAGAAAAAAAAUGGCAUGUAAAGACAACUUCUUUUGAAAAAAAAAAAAAAAGCUGUAUUUCCGUUAUCGUGUCAAGAAAUGUAGAAGUGAAAUAACAUUUGCACUUCAGCUAGCUGAAGUGCAAAUGUUAUUCUUCUUCUGUGAAAAGUCAGCAGACAUGAAGACAAAAAAGAGUGUCUAUGAUAAUGAAUCUUGUUUACCUACUCUUUUCACUUUAUAACUUUCUUUCUUAUGAAAGAAGUGCAAUUUUUCAUGUUAGUCCAUUGUUGGUGUUUCCCUCGAAAACAAUGAUGCUUUCCAUGUGAUGAAUCCAUAAAGUACAACUUCCUGUCAAUACAUUUUUAAGGUGUGUACAAAUGUUAUUGGCUUGUACUUUUACUAAUAAAAACUUGAAUGUGA